UAUAGCUUUCAUGGAAAUUAGUUACAAUGAAAGAUUUGCUUAAAUUGGUUAUUGGUUUAUUUGUUACGGCCUUUUUCACUUUAUUAUUGGUCCUAGAUGUUGUUUUAUGUGAAAAUUCCGAAUGGAAAUAUCCAACAAACUUGGCAGACUUAUUACUAGACAUUUACAACGAAAGACCCUUUGUGUCUAUGCUGCUGAUAAAACCGACUACCAUAGCGGAGGUUCCAUGGGAUCUGAAAACCAUAUUUCAAUGGGAGAUACCAAAAAUCAUAAUGAAACCGGGUCAAGAGUUUGAAUUGAGAAAACUCUUCAACAAGGAAGUCAUUGCUGUUGUUUUCAUGCCUUCAAAUUUUGAUGCAGUUCUAUUCGACACUUGUGCUCAACUCUUCAAUGAUACACGUCAAACUAGAAUUGUGGUGGCUACAGAGGAUUUAAAAACUUCUCAAACACUAUUUGAGGAGGAGCUACUUCAGGCAUCCGAGAUUUAUAAAAUGACCCGUAUUAUGCUAUCAUAUCUUAACUCUAAGGGAGGAGAGUUGUCCUCAUAUCUAAGAUUGCAGCCCUAUCCCAAUUACCAGUGGAGAAAUCCAACAAACAAUGGUUACUUCUAUCCCGAGUAUUGGCGAAAUUUGCACCGCAAAAAGGUUGUUGUCUUUGCUGAGCAAUCAAUUCCUCGCGUUUUUCUUUUCAAAGAUCCAGUGGGCAAUAUCCAAUACAGCGGUUAUUUAGCUAAGCUUGUUGCAUUGUUUGUCCAACGCUACAAUGGAACAAUGCAGCCAUAUCAACCGCCUAUACUGGAUAAGUACAGUUUUUAUAGUGACAUCAAAGAGUUGAUGGAACAACAGCUUAUCGACAUACCCAUGACUCUCGAAAGCGGCAUCGAUGAUGGUGUAGAUGAGAAAUUGCACCGCAAAUCCGAUUGCAUAGAGGUAACACAGAUCAAACUAAUGGUACCUUGUCCCAGUCCUCGUAGCAUACCUGAACUCUAUCACCUGUUGCUGGACUUGGAUUUCAUUGGCAGCCUGACCAUAGGUACCAUCAUCUUUUCCUCGACACAUUCCCUCUUUGAUUGGAUCUUUGGGGAAAUGGUGCAACCUUGGAGCUUUUUAUUGAAUGACAAAGGCCUGCCUAGUUUAUUGGGACAAGCUUAUGCGGCUAGAGUGUCUCCCAGAGCGUCUUUAAAGAUUUUAUACCUCAUCAUGUUUUUCACAGGUCUGUAUACCAACAUGCGUUUUGGGGCAAAAAUGAAGACACUCUUCACCACACCACCCUAUCACAGGCACAUAGAAAACUUUGAGGAGCUGAAUAGAUCACCGGUGACAAUACUGGUGCCGGAAAAUGCCUACGAAGAACCACCAUAUCCCAUAGAGAAACUAAUGAUAACUAAAGACAGUAACUUAUUUCAGGAGAUGCGUCAAAGUUUGAAUACCUCCUAUGGGUACUUCACUUCCCUGAGCACAUGGCAGACGUUUAAGCAAAUGCAGCGGGCCAUCUACGAUAAGAUUUUUUGCAUCUACGACAAUCUGACCAUUACAUCCCCCAGAAUAAUGGCCUUCCGUCUACAGAGGAAUUCGUUAUUCAAAGAACCCUUGGAUGUGCUUAUUCAUCGGGUGCAUGAUGCUGGUCUAAUGCAAGCCUGGUAUUCGCAGACCUUUGCGGAUUUGUUGAAACAAAAGGAAAUUCAAUUCAUAUACAACACUGACCUCCCAGGGGCUUUCGCUCUAAAUGUUGGCGAUUUAUGUUGGCUAUGGAUUACAUUGGCUGUGAGUUUGCUGAUUGACUUUUUGGUAUUUUUUGUGGAAAUUUUAAUUCAUCGAUAUGUGUAGCCCAAAAGGACAAAAAGUUAUCAGAACUGUAAGAUUGGAAAAUCAAAAACUUUUUUUGAAAUAUAUGUGAAAAUUUGCUAAUUUGAAUAAAUUUGGGAAAACUGCCA
Molecule: messenger RNA, 1933 nt
Organism: Stomoxys calcitrans (stable fly)
Lineage: Eukaryota; Metazoa; Arthropoda; Insecta; Diptera; Muscidae
Exons: 1
Coding region: 27-1826 (599 amino acids)
Source: RefSeq, a predicted model, not a curated record